AUGCCGUCGACAGCUCUCCCACUAAAAGUUACUCCUGCAUCAACGCCAGCAAGGGCUUCACCACAACCGUCUACUUCGGGUUCCAAAACUCCGACGAAGCAGGCCAUCGCCACUAAUCCUGGCGAAAUAUCUAGCCCCCAUGAACUAACGGCCUUCGUAGAAACGCUACUUGAACAACUAGAUACCCAAUUCGAUGCCAUGUCGUCUCAGAUUCUUGAUCACAUGAUGCAAAUGUCGAAUCGAGUUGACGCAUUGGAGGCUGCUAUACAGGACAUCAUUAGUGGGGAUGUGACCACACCAAGUGCAUCUAUGUCAUCGACGCCGCUUCUAGCCGCCGGCGCAGCUCUGCCAAGUGUUCGAAGGAGUGGAAGUGCCGCUCAAUGA
Messenger RNA from Suillus paluster, 384 nucleotides. RefSeq lists its product as uncharacterized. The transcript is spliced from 3 exons. Lineage: Eukaryota; Fungi; Basidiomycota; Agaricomycetes; Boletales; Suillaceae. Bases 1 to 384 code for a protein of 127 amino acids. The record is from RefSeq and is a predicted model, not a curated record. Gene Ontology annotation, biological process: cellular heat acclimation. Gene Ontology annotation, cellular component: cytosol; nucleus. Gene Ontology annotation, molecular function: transcription corepressor activity.